Echinococcus granulosus is the source of this 768-nucleotide messenger RNA. RefSeq names its product Methyltransferase-like protein. Gene Ontology annotation, biological process: N-terminal protein amino acid methylation. The transcript is spliced from 2 exons. Lineage: Eukaryota; Metazoa; Platyhelminthes; Cestoda; Cyclophyllidea; Taeniidae. Gene Ontology annotation, molecular function: N-terminal protein N-methyltransferase activity. The record is from RefSeq and is a predicted model, not a curated record. Gene Ontology annotation, cellular component: cytoplasm. The coding region runs from base 1 to 768 and encodes 255 amino acids.
AUGUGCUCGGAGACCACUUCAACAAAGAAGAGUAAGAGAUUGAAGAAGGAAGUAGAGAGUGAGGAGGUGGACACUCCACCGGAUUUUUACUUGAAAUCUGCCAAAUACUGGAGCGGCGUGGACGCGACAGUGAAUGGGAUGCUGGGUGGCCUGACCCAGGUGCAUUGGCCCGACAUUGUUGGCUCGAGGUAUAUCCUCGCCCGCUUUGUUCCAAGCCUGCGAGAGUGUGCGUUGGACUGCGGAGCGGGCAUCGGACGCAUCACAAAGCACCUUCUGCUGCCCUACUUCACUACCGUAGAUAUGGUGGAUAUGACAGGCAAGUUCCUCGACGCCUCCUCAGCCUACAUUGGUCGGCCCAACGCGGACCGUGUUGGCAACCGAUUUUGCUGCCCGCUGCAGGACUUCACUCCGCCAGAGGGACGCUACGAUAUAAUUUGGGUGCAAUGGGUCAUCGGACAUCUGACACUGUCUGCAUCAGCCAAAUUUCUUCGACGCUGCGCGGCCGCACUGCGACCCUGCGACUCGACAGCCACAAGCACAGCCACAGUCCCAAUUCGUCGAUCAAUAAUUGUGCUGAAAGACAAUGUUUUUUCAGGUGCUAAGUCACGCUUCCGUGAGGUGGAAAGCAGCUUUGUACGAACGCAUGACGAGUUGCUGGAGGUAUUUCGAAAGGCGAAACUUCGAGUGUUACUGGAUGAGAGGCAGACAAACAUGCCAUCCUAUAUUCGUCCGAUUUAUGCCUUUGUGUUAGUUCCUCAGGCCGAGUAG